AGGUGUGAAUGGAUAAUAUGUCGCAGACGAUCUCAGUGCCAGUGCCCCAGGAUGCAGGAAGCAGCAAGAUGGUGGACCCAGAUGUUGGGGUGGAGACCACUGCUGAUCUUACGUGUCUAGUUGCUGAUCAGUCACGAGUGGAGAACGAGGAGAUAGACUUCGAGGACUACUUAAAAGCGAGUUUCUCUUACGACAAAUCAGGCAGGACUCCCGUCUGUGUGGAACAGAUUAUCGAGAAGAUUCCACAGGACUGUGCUGUAUUGGAUGCGGGCUGUGGAACAGGCAACUACAUGAUCCCCCUGGCUCACUGUGGCAAAGUAAAGUCCUACAUCGGAAUGGAUGUCAACGAGGGCAUGCUGUAUCACGCAAGAAAGAAGGCAAAAGCUGUGAGGAGCAAUGAGAGUGUUACUACUGACGUCACCACUCUAGCUGGGUCCUUGUUGGAGGAUCUGCCUUUUGGGGAUAACGUGUUCGAUGUUGUUCUCAUCAAUCAGGUACUACCCCACAUCGUAGACCUGAGAGUGUUCGACAAGUUGAAGUACGUGACUGAGUUGUUUAAGGAGUUCGGCAGGAUCCUCAAGCCUGGCGGCAUGCUCAGCAUCAACACUUGUACUCACGACCAACUCUCUGCUGUCUGGUACAACAACGCAAUGCCAGAAGCGUGUGAGAUGCUGAAAACAAGGACCCCUGAGAUUGAUGUGCUUAAGGGACUUAUCGAGCAGACCGGGUUCACUGACUUCACCUUCACCAAGGAUAACGAACCUCUGCAGGGAGACAACUACUGGCGUUACGAGCUGUGUUUCACAGAAAACUACCGAGCUGGAGACGCUAUAUGGUCUCUAGUUGGGGACGAAGAAUACGGCAAGGCCAUGAUGAGCAUGAAGUACGGUCUCCGAGAGGAGAGAGACACUUUCGAUAGCAUCGCUCACUCCACUAUCGAGAAGACAGGACACACUACUCAAAUCUUCUGCACAAGGGUUUAAAUUCGAUUUAAAAUAAACAAAUCAUAAAUUUACUCCUUGAACAUUGAACGGUUUAGCGGGCCAUAAUUACCAUAUUUUGUUUAGUUUUUGAAAAGCUUCAGAUCAGAAUCUUCAUAAACAUGCCUCGGGAAAGGCGUUUAUUGAUUGAAUAAAUUUCAAUAGAAAUUAUAUCGAUAUUUCAGCUGAAUUUUUCUAUUGUAACUGUAAGUGUAACGAUUUCUUCUUCCACCU
Messenger RNA from Bolinopsis microptera, 1214 nucleotides. RefSeq names its product demethylmenaquinone methyltransferase-like. The transcript has 6 exons. NCBI's taxonomy places the organism in Eukaryota, Metazoa, Ctenophora, Tentaculata, Lobata, Bolinopsidae. The record is from RefSeq and is a predicted model, not a curated record. Bases 9 to 983 code for a protein of 324 amino acids. Gene Ontology annotation, molecular function: S-adenosylmethionine-dependent methyltransferase activity.